AUGUCAAUCUCACAGGAACUCUACCCAAGUCAAGACGACCUACUUUACGAGGAAGAGAUCCUCCGCAAUCCCUUCAGCCUGAAGCUAUGGUGGCGCUAUUUAAUUGCUCGCGCCGAAUCUCCGUUCAAGAAGAGGUCCAUUAUUUAUGAAAGGGCAGUGAAAGCUCUACCGGGCAGCUACAAGUUAUGGCAUGCGUAUCUCCGGGAACGCCUUGAGAUUGUGCGAAAUCUGCCCAUCAUUCAUUCGCAAUACCAAGCUCUUAAUAACACUUUUGAGCGUGCAUUGGUUACAAUGCACAAGAUGCCCCGCAUUUGGAUCAUGUACUUGCAGUCCUUGACCCAGCAGAAAUUGAUUACGAAAGCGCGGAAAGCUUUUGAUCGGGCUCUAUGUGCGCUUCCGGUUACUCAGCACGAUCGGAUUUGGGAACAUUACUUGAUUUUCGUGUCACAGAAGGGAGUACCCAUAGAGACGUCGUUGAGAGUUUAUAGGAGAUAUUUGAAGUAUGAUCCAAGCCAUAUUGAGGACUUUAUUGAAUUUUUGGUUAAUUCAGAGUUGUGGCAGGAGGCUGCGGAGAGGUUGGCAGGUGUUUUGAACGAUGAUCGGUUUUAUUCAAUCAAAGGGAAGACGAAGCAUAGUUUGUGGUUGGAGUUGUGUGACUUGUUGACUCAGCACGCAAAGGAGAUAUCCGGGUUGAAUGUGGAUGCAAUAAUUAGGGGAGGGAUUAGGAAGUUCACGGAUGAGGUAGGGAGGCUCUGGACGUCCUUGGCAGAUUAUUAUAUAAGGCGGGGUUUGAUGGAGAAGGCUAGGGAUAUUUUUGAGGAAGGGAUGACAACUGUGGUGACAGUAAGGGAUUUUAGCGUGAUUUUUGACUCUUACUCGCAGUUUGAAGAGAGUAUGUUGUCAGUUAGAAUGGAUAUGAUGAGCGAUAGCGAUGUUGAGAAUGAUGAAGAGGAGGAAGAGGACGAUGAGGACGAUGAUAGGUUGAAUAUAGCGAAGUUGGAAAAGAGGAUCAAGAAGUUCUGGUUAAAGGACGAGAAUGACGUGGAUUUGAGGUUGGCGAGGUUGGAAUACUUAAUGGAUAGAAGGCCUGAGUUGGCCAACAGCGUUCUUUUGAGGCAGAAUCCACACAACGUGGAGCAGUGGCAUAGGCGAGUUAAGCUUUUUGAGGGAAAUCCCACGAAGCAGAUAUUGACCUACACAGAAGCAGUGAGAACUGUGGAUCCAAUGAAGGCGGUGGGGAAGCCUCAUACUUUGUGGGUAGCAUUUGCAAAGCUGUAUGAAAGUCACAGAGAUGUUGCAAAUGCCCGGGUAAUAUUUGACAAAGCAGUGCAGGUCAAUUAUAAGACUUUGGACCAUCUGGCAAGUGUUUGGUGUGAAUGGGCUGAGAUGGAGCUAAGGCAUAAGAAUUUCAAGGGUGCUCUGGAACUGAUGAGGCGGGCUACUGCAGAGCCAUCUGUUGAGGUCAAACGCAGAGUGGCUGCUGAUGGAAAUGAACCUGUGCAGAUGAGGAUUCACAAGUCCCUUAGGCUCUGGACAUUUUAUGUGGAUUUGGAAGAGAGCCUGGGUACCCUGGAAUCAACUCGUGCAGUUUAUGAGAGAAUACUAGAUCUAAAAAUUGCCACACCGCAAAUUAUAAUAAACUAUGCGAUGCUUUUGGAAGAUCAGAAAUACUUUGAGGACGCCUUCAAAGUUUACGAGAGGGGUGUGAAGAUAUUCAAAUACCCACAUGUAAAGGAUAUCUGGGUAACUUACCUUUCAAAGUUUGUUAAAAGAUAUGGGAAGUCAAAGUUAGAGCGGGCUCGAGAGUUAUUUGAGCAUGCUGUUGAGAUGGCCCCAGCUGAUGCUGUGAAACCUCUAUAUCUCCAGUAUGCUAAGUUAGAGGAAGACUAUGGUCUGGCGAAACGAGCUAUGCGUGUAUAUAAUCAAGCGACAAAAGCUGUUCCACCCAAUGAGAAAUUGGGGAUGUAUGAAAUUUACAUUGCACGGGCUGCUGAAAUUUUUGGUGUUCCAAAGACUCGAGAAAUAUACGAACAGGCAAUUGAAUCCGGCCUGCCCGACAAGGAUGUUAAGACAAUGUGUCUGAAGUACGCCGAACUUGAGAAGAGCCUUGGAGAAAUUGAUCGUGCUCGUGCAUUAUAUAAACAUUCAUCGCAAUUUGCAGAUCCUAGAUCCGACCCUGAUUUCUGGAAUAAAUGGCAUGAGUUUGAGGUGCAGCAUGGAAAUGAAGACACCUUCAGAGAAAUGCUCCGCGUGAAAAGAAGUGUUUCUGCAAGCUACAGUCAGGUAAAUUUAGUGAAAUAA
This is a messenger RNA of Fraxinus pennsylvanica, 2301 nucleotides long. The record is from the annotation of a GenBank genome assembly. Lineage: Eukaryota; Viridiplantae; Streptophyta; Magnoliopsida; Lamiales; Oleaceae.